CUGCAGAAAGUCUACGUCCAGCAGUGGAGCAGCAGCAUCUUCUUCGUGGCCGACCGGAAUCGGACCCUGAGUUCCUGUAAAAAGGACCUGGACCGCUUAAAGAAGGAGCUGCAGGACCUGUGAGGCGGAGGCGGCCAUGUGCGGCAUCUUCUGUGCGCUGAGCCCACCGGCGACCCGGAUCCAGGAGGACGCCGAGUUGCGGGACUUCCUGCGGAGCAGAGGGCCGGACUCUAGUCAGGACCUGACGGUCUGCGGGUCCGACCCGGGGUACCGCUGCUUCUUCUCGGCCCACGUUCUCCACAUGAGGGGCCUCCUGACCCCUCAGCCGCUGCGGGACGGUGCCGGGAACGUCCUGCUGUGGAACGGGGAGGUGUUCGCAGGCCUGGAGGCGGAGCCUGAGGAGAACGACACUGCCGCCGUUUCUGGGAGGCUGGAGUCCUGUAGAACCGCUGCAGAGGUCCUGUCGGUUCUGGCCGAGGUCCGCGGGCCGUGGGCCUUCGUCUACCACCAGAGGGAGCAGAACUUCCUGUGGUUCGGCAGAGACUUCCUGGGUCGGCGCAGCUUGCUGUGGAGAAGCACUUCCGGGGCGCUGGUUCUGAGCUCGGUGGCGGCUCGGCCCACCGGGUUGGACGGGGACUGGAGGGAAGUCCCGGCAGCCGGAGUGUUCCGGGUGGAUCUGGAGGAGUUCGGACGGACCGGUUCCCUCUCAGUGGAGGCGUUUCCCUGGGACGGCGCCGCCGCCGCCGAGCCCGGAUCCUCUCCCAGCGACUGCCAGGUGGUUCUGAACAGGGACGGCCUGCUCCUCCCCUCGCCGGUCGCUCCUUUAAAUCUAUCCCUCCCUCCCCCCUCGGGUCGCACGGAACCACCUCCAGAAUCCCGCCUCUCAGCCUGGGAGGAUCUGCUGGCUGAGGCGGAGUGGCGGCGCGAUGAGGCGGAGCGUCUGAUCCACGUUCUGAGCGAGGCUGUGAGGAGACGGGUCCAGGUGGCGCCGCCCAGACCGGGCGGUUCCGCCUCCGUGGCCGUCCUCUUCUCCGGAGGCGUGGAUUCCAUGAUCCUGGCCGCCUUGGCGGACCGCCACGUUCCGGCCCAUCAGCCCAUCGAUCUGCUCAACGUGGCCUUCCAGCGCCGGGACCCAAAACCACAGAAGAAGAAGCUCCAGCAGGCGGCCGGCGCGCGGACGUCAGACCCGUUCGACGCUCCUGACAGACUCACAGGAAGGGCGGGUCUGGAGGAGCUGCGGAGCCUCAGCCCAGACAGGAAGUGGAACUUUGUGGAGAUCAAUGUGACGCCGGAGGAGCUGCAGGAAGCGCGGCGCCGGCGGAUCCGUCACCUGCUGCACCCUUUGGACACGGUGCUGGACGACAGCAUCGGCUGCGCCGUGUGGUUCGCCGCCAGGGGGGCGGGGCUGGUCCUGGAGGACGGCGCUCCGAGGGCCUUCACCUCCUCCGCUAAGGUCCUCCUGUCUGGGAUCGGGGCCGAUGAGCAGCUGGCAGGUUACUCCCGUCACAGAGUCCGCUUCCAGACAUCUGGACACCAGGGACUCCUCCAGGAACUGUCCAUGGAGCUGGCCAGGAUCUCCUCCAGGAACUUGGGCCGAGACGACCGAGUGAUCACGGACCACAGCAAGGAGGCCAGGUUCCCCUACCUGGACGAGGAUGUGGUGAGCCUCCUGAACUCCCUCCCCAUCUGGCAGAAGGCCGACCUCCGGCUGCCCCGCGGCGUCGGGGAGAAGCUCCUCCUCAGGCUGGCGGCGCGGCGGAUCGGCCUCGGCCCGGCGGCCGUCCUCCCCAAGAGAGCCAUGCAGUUUGGGUCACGGGUCGCAAAGAUGGAGGACACCACUGAGAAGGGUUCGGAUAAAUGCAGAAGAUUGUGAUUUUUUUGAUGGAAUGGAAAUAAAACCAGUUUGUCUGAA
Molecule: messenger RNA, 1912 nt
Organism: Cyprinodon tularosa
Lineage: Eukaryota; Metazoa; Chordata; Actinopteri; Cyprinodontiformes; Cyprinodontidae
Gene: asnsd1
Product: asparagine synthetase domain containing 1
Exons: 4
Coding region: 137-1873 (578 amino acids)
Molecular function (GO): asparagine synthase (glutamine-hydrolyzing) activity
Source: RefSeq, a predicted model, not a curated record